AUGUCAAGUACUCUUGCGGCAAUAUUUGGAGGAGCUGCAGGAGCCGUGGCAUUGGUAGGGAUUGUUAUACUUUUAUGGUUUUGUUUGUCUCGCCAGAGGAAUGUUUCUAGGACUUCCGAGACAGGGUCCUCUGAUCCUUCACAAGUGGGAAGACAUGGCACAAUUGAGUUGCCUGUACGAGAUACUAGGCGUUUUGAGAUGGAAGAACUAUCUUUGGCAACAAAAAGUUUCAGUGAGAAAAAUUUGAUUGGAGAAGGGAAAUUUGGGGAGGUUUACAAGGGUUUACUUCAAGAUGGGAUGCUUGUAGCCAUCAAAAAACGCCGCGGACUAGCUAGUCAGGAAUUCGUUGAUGAGGUACGCUAUCUCUCAUCUAUUCACCACCGGAAUCUCGUCAGUCUUUUAGGCUACUGCCAGGAGAACAAUCUCCAGUUUCUUAUAUAUGAAUAUGUGCCUAAUGGAAGCGUCUCCAGUCACUUGUAUGGCGCUGGUCAACAACCGAGAGAGAAGCUAGAAUUCAAGCAUAGACUUUCAAUAGCCCAAGGUGCAGCUAAAGGUUUGGCUCAUCUUCACUCUUUGAGUCCCCGUUUGGUGCAUAAAAAUUUCAAAACUGCUAAUGUUCUUGUGGAUGAAAACUUCAUUGCUAAGGUGGCAGAUGCUGGACUCCGCAAUUUUUUGGGGAUAGUUGACAUUGCAGGCUCCUCUUCUCAAGGGACAAAAGAUGAAAUAUUCCUUGCAUCAGAGGUGAGAGAGUUCAGAAGGUUUUCUGAAAAGAGCGAUGUAUACAGCUUUGGGGUAUUUUUGCUGGAGUUGUUAAGUGGGAAAGAAGCAACAGAAUCACCAUUUCCGGACUCUAAUCAGAAUCUGGUUGGAUGGGUGCUAAGCAAUGAAGACCGUGGCAUGAUGUCUUACACCAUUGAUAGGAGAUUGGAGAGUAGUUUUACAGCUGAAGGAAUGGAAAGUUACAUCAUGCUCAUAAUCAGAUGCUUAGACCCUUCAAGUGAGAGAAGACCUGCCAUGAGCUAUGUGGAAAUGGAACUUGAUAGGAUCCUAGAGAAGGAAAUGAACUUGACAACAAUCAUGGGAGAAGGAACCCCAACUGUGACCCUUGGAAGCCAGUUAUUCAAAUCAACCACAUGA
Molecule: messenger RNA, 1137 nt
Organism: Sphenostylis stenocarpa
Lineage: Eukaryota; Viridiplantae; Streptophyta; Magnoliopsida; Fabales; Fabaceae
Source: the annotation of a GenBank genome assembly